AUGGGCAGUCCAACAGCAGCAACGAGCGGGCGGUCAUCUCCAUCAGCGAAUCACUAUGAUAUCGUCAUUGUAGGAGCUGGGCCGGUUGGGCUGAUGCUGUCGACGCUCCUCGCCAGAUGGGGCUACAAGAUCAAGCACAUUGACAACAGAGCCGAGCCUACACCCAGGGGCCGUGCAGAUGGCAUCCAGCCACGAUCCCUGGAUCUGCUCCAGAAUAUGGGCCUCAAGGCCCCAAUCAUGGCGAACAACCCAGCCAAGGUUUUUGAGGUGGCUUUCUGGGAGCCAUCCCCCGACGGUGGCGACGGCAUCGUCAAGACCGGCUCUUGGCCCAGCUGCCCGCCUUUUCUUGAGGCUCGAUAUCCCUUCACGACACUGCUCCACCAGGGCCUUAUUGAACGCGUUUUCAUCGAUGAUCUCGCCAAGCACGGCGUCGAAAUUCAGCGACCCUGGACCAUCACCGACUUCAAGACGAGUAACAAGCACCCGGACUACCCUGUCGAGGUCGAUCUUGACCGUGAUGAUGGACUCUUUCAGCAGAAGCUCUACGCCAAAUACCUCUUCAGUGGCGAGGGUGCUCGUUCUAACAUCAGGCAGGCGCUGGGCAUCCAGGUCACGUACAAGGACCCCAUUUCCUACGUGUGGGCCGUUAUGGACGGUGUAGUCCAAACGGACUUUCCUAGCAUCAAGAUGAAAUGCACGAUACACUCCAAACAUGGAUCCAUCAUGGUCAUCCCCCGCGAGAACAGCAUGGUCCGGCUGUACAUUCGGAUAGCAUCGUCGAGCGAUCCAGACUUCAACCCCCGAAAGACGGCGACGGAGGAGGAAGUACAGGCGACCGCCAAGAAGAUCCUCAGCCCUUACAAAAUCACUUGGGAGAACGUGGACUGGUUCUCGAUCUAUCCGAUUGGUCAAGGUAUUGCCACCAACUACACACUCGACCAGCGGGUUUUCCUGGGUGGAGACGCGUGCCACACUCACAGCCCGAAAGCAGGGCAGGGCAUGAAUACGGCGUUCCUGGACGCACAGAACCUCGCCUGGAAAAUACACGCUGUCGAGUCUGGGUUUGCCUCGCGUGAGAUCCUCAAGACGUACGAAACGGAACGCAAAGCUGUCGCCGAGGAGCUACUCGCUUUCGACAACAAGUAUGCGCAGCUUUUCUCGCAGCAGGCCCCUCCCAAGUCGGCGCAAGAGCAUGAUACCUCGACGAUUCACGUCAACGAGUUUGUGGACACGUUCAAGAAGGCGUGUGCAUUCACUAGUGGUUACGGGGUGAAGUACGGCCCCAGCGACAUUUGCUGGUCUGUUGCACAUAAUGCCCAGUCUAAUCUCAUUUGCCCGGAAGAUGUUAAGGUCACUCCCGGUAGGCUCAUGGUGACGGCAGACGUAACACGCGUGGCCGAUGCCAACGUCGUCGCCCUGGAGCAGGAGGUGCCCGAGAACGGCGCGUUCCGUUUGUACAUCUUCGCGGGCACCCCAAGCCAGUCGAAGCUCGCCGCCCUGAGGGAUUUUGCUAAGUACAGCAGCACUUCAGGGUCGUACUUGGGCGCGUAUGCUCGGCCUGACGCGGAUGGCGAAGUGUCGUACCACGAGACGCACAACCCCCACAGCCAUCACUUCACUCUUUCCACCAUCUUCGCCGCCAAGCACGAGGAGCUUGACAUGACCACUCUCACGCUGCCACCCCUUCUUACUCGGUACCGCGACCACAUAUAUGCGGACGAUGUCACAGACCGGCGGCUGUCGCAAGGCGUGGCCGCUGCGCAUUCCAAGGUUGGAGUUAACCUAGACCAGGGACUUGUCCUAGUGGUACGGCCGGACGGGUACAUCGGCAUCUCGGUCCUGUUGGUCGAGGGUACCGGCACUGUGGAGGCACUGAACAAGUAUUUUAACUCAUUCUGUACGAAGACACUGUCUCUGGCCACGUCAGAGUAA
Messenger RNA from Thyridium curvatum, 1932 nucleotides. RefSeq lists its product as uncharacterized. The record is from RefSeq and is a predicted model, not a curated record. The transcript has 4 exons. Gene Ontology annotation, molecular function: FAD binding. The coding region runs from base 1 to 1932 and encodes 643 amino acids. Lineage: Eukaryota; Fungi; Ascomycota; Sordariomycetes; Thyridiales; Thyridiaceae.